UGGACAGUGUUACUUUCACUUUCACCGGGCGAACGCUGCGAGCCGAGCGCAGGUUUGUCAAUUCGGAAUAAAAUCACAUUUCUUGUAACACGGUUCUACGGAAAAGCCACGAGACAGAACCGCGGCUCUUUGAUCGCCAGAAUUAGCUGAGCAACAUGCAUGAGAAACGGGACCAGUCAGUGACCAUGUCACUGUCCCAACCAAAGGGGUGAAGUCUGGCCACACCCGGGAGAUUUUAAACUUCUCAGAAGAUCCAACCAGAUCAAGUUACAGUGAAGAUGAAGGUUCUUUCAUUCUGUCCUAGCUCCACAGUGAGCGCCUCUCUGCCUAAUUUGAUCAUUUUCUUCAUUACUUAUCACAUUCACAAGCUGGAAUCAGCCCAGUUCAGAGUGAUGGGUCCUGGUUACCCUGUCACUGCCAUUGUAGGUGAGGCCAUUGUGUUACCCUGUCACCUGUCCCCCAGGAUGAGCGCUGUGAACAUGGAGGUGAGAUGGUUCCGAUCUGAGUUCACUUCAGUUGUUCAUCAGUAUCAUGAAGGAAAGGAUCAGUAUGGAGAGCAGAUGCCAGACUAUCGUGGAAGGACAGAGCUUUUGAAAGCUGGCAUCACGGAUGGGAAUGUUUCUUUGCAGAUUCUUAAUAUCAGACGCUCAGAUGAAGGACAAUACUAUUGUUUUGUUCAAGACGGCUCUUAUUAUGAAGAAGCCCCAUUGGAACUGAAGAUAGCAGAUUUCUUUUUCCCUAGGGUGAAUCCAUGGAUGGUGGUUCUGAGUGUGAUUCUCCUGGUUUUGUUUGGUUUCAUUGGCCUCACUCUUUAUCUAUUUAACAUGAAAGGGAAACAUCUUGGAGAAAUCAGGAAACGUGAUACAGAAAUUGAUGAUCUUCAAAGAGAACUUGACUGGAGAAGAAACGUCGUCUGCCCAGGGCUGGGAAGUUCUGCGCCACCUGUACAAGAAGCAAAUGUGACUCUGGAUCCAGACACGGCUCAUCCCGAACUCGUCCUGUCUGAGGAUCAGAAAAGUGUGAGAUGGGGAGACACACGCCAGGAUCUGCCCGACAACCCUGAGAGAUUUGAUACUUGGCCCUGUGUGCUGGGCUGUGAGGGAUUCACCUCGGGGAGACAUUGCUGGGAGGUGGAGGUGGGGGAUGGGCAAUGCUGGGUUGUGGGGGUGGCCAGAGAGUCUGUGGGGAGGAAGGGAGGGAUCAGCCUUCGCCCUCAGGGGGGGAUCUGGGCUGUGGAGCAGUGGGGGGAUCAGUUCCGGGCUCUCAGCUCCCCUGUGACCCCCCUGCCCCUGAGCCGGGCUCCCAGCAGGAUCCGGGUUUGUCUGGACUGUGACCGGGGGCAGGUGACAUUUAUCGAUGCUGGUGACGAGGCCCCGAUCUUCACUUUCCCACCAGGCUCCGUCUCUAGGGAGAGAAUCCGACCCUGGCUCUGGGUGGGGACAUGGGGAUCCCGGCUCAGACUGUGUCCCUGAGACACGCAGCUGAAGGGGGAACCAGAAAUCAGCCUCUUUAGCCUCAUGGACCCCAGUCGCUAUGAUCUUGGAGGACUCCCAUCUACCCAGCCUCUGGCUUCUCAUCUCUAUGGCUGCUGUAAGCACCUCCCCCGCCCUCUCUGCAGCCCCAGGGAUGGGGGGAGAAGGAGUAAGAACCACUGGGGCUGCAGGAGGGGAAGAGGAGCCCUGAGGGGCAGAGAUGGGGGCUGGGCAGGGGGCAGAACUAACAGCUGGGCUGGGGACAGGCGGAGGUGGGGGUUGCAGGGACACAGCAUGAAUCAGGGUUUGGAGGGUUGGGGAGAAGCAGCAGCUGCAGGGAGCGUUUUGUACAGAUCUGUGUCCUUAGAUCUCACUGGGGGCUCCCAGCCCGGGAUCAGCACGAGGGGAAGGGAUAAGAUCAGGGAAGGAAGAGAGCAGCCGAGGGGGAUGAUCUGUGACAGGGAGGAGAGAGAGGGAAAUAAACAGGGAUGGGAAGUGAGGCUAGAACAAUAAUGAAUAGAAAAGGACAGUAUGGAAGGAAAGGGAACGUGAGCGGGACGGGGAGAUUUAUUACAUGUUACUGAAAGUGAGAAAAUAACUCAUUAAUUCCCUAUAUUAAUUCCUGGCCAUUGAUGCCAUUUUAGUGCCAUUAAGAAAACUGUUCUCAGUAGCUGGGGAUCUCCUUGCCGUGCUGCGGUUAUUAAAGCUCCUUCUUAGCGCCUUUUACUUUGCUAUUUUCCAGCAACUUACUAUAAAUAAAACAUUACAAACAGUUCUUCUUGUUUGAUCCACUUUACUGUCCCAGAUGCAGCUGCUGGGGGCAGCAUCAUGGAAUUUGCUUCCCAAUUUGGUUGUGUCCCCCCAGCCCCCACUGGGAAUAUUGCACCCAGGGCCGGCUCCAGACACCAGCGAAGAAAGCAGGUGCCUGGGGUGGCCAAUAGAAAGGGGCGUCAAUGUGUCAGUUGUCGGGGCAGCAGGUCCAGAUUGGCAGCAGCAGCAGCACUUAAGCGGCGGCUCAAUCUGCCCUGCUUCAGUGUUUGGUGAAAAUUCGGCAGCGGGUCCUUCACUUGCUGUCUUCCUCUUCGGUGGCAGCUCAAUUGGGUUCUUCCUUUUUUCUUUUUUCUUUUUUCACCACUUGGGGCAGCAAAAAAGCUGGAGCUGGUACUGAGUGCACCUCUAGGAAGAGAGUUUGGGUUUUACUGUGUAAUGUGUCACUACCCAGCCUGUUCUCUGCCCUGUACACACCCAUGUCAAUCAGGAAUUGCUCCGCUCUGCUCUGCGGAGCGGUGACUGGUUGCACAGGGGGCAAUCCAUGCAGGGACUUGGGUGUUGCAAUUCUGAACAUCACAGUGAGGAAUUUUUAGGCAGCAAGAAAAUCACAGGAACAGCAGCACUGUGACCCUCAGAGCUGAGUCAGGUGCCUAAACUGCCUAGACACUGCCAAUCUGUGGGUAACACAGGCACCUCAGUAGGCGGGGAGCCAUGUAAGCUGGCCAAUGGGAGAUGCCAACAAGGGGGGAAUGGGUGUCCUAAGCCACAUCCCUCUCAUGGAUAGGUGCCUAAAUCUGGGCUGCAGAGGGGUGUGCUUCUACUUAGCAACCCACAAACAGGAACCCACCGUCUGAUGUCCGGGGCCUCCAGUCGCGGCAGCUGCCAGUGCCUGGUAGUGAUGGUGGCUGGGAGCCCCAGGCCCUUUGAAAUCGCCCCAGCAGGCUGCAGGGCUCCUAGGCGCAGGCGCUGGAUGGGUGCAGUGGCACAUUAGGGGAAGGAAAAGUCCUAGA
Mauremys reevesii (Reeves's turtle) is the source of this 3253-nucleotide messenger RNA. Its product is annotated as butyrophilin subfamily 1 member A1-like. The transcript has 10 exons. The coding region runs from base 279 to 1472 and encodes 397 amino acids. NCBI's taxonomy places the organism in Eukaryota, Metazoa, Chordata, Testudines, Geoemydidae. Gene Ontology annotation, molecular function: protein binding. The record is from RefSeq and is a predicted model, not a curated record.